ACUUUCACUUUCGCUCCCCGGCCGUAUAAAUACACCUGCAGCUCUCCUCCUCCUCCUCACAGCAGCACCUUCACCCUCCUGGAGAGACAAGCCCGAGCUCAGAGGACCACCAGACGAGAGACAACAUGGCCUCCACGACUGCAGCGCUCCUCCUGCUGCUGGGAGUCCUCUGUGUGGGCUUUGCAUCCGCCGAGAUCGCGGUGGACUGCUGUCUGACGGUCUCCAAGAAGCCCAUGCCUCUCCAGCGCCUCCAGAGCUACACCCUGCAGGAAGCUGGGAAGGGAUGCCAAAUCAGCGCCACCGGGUUCAUCACGAAGCUCGGGAGGACUCUGUGCGUCUCCCACCCCGACGACGCCAAGUGGGUGAGGAGGUACAUCAAGCACCUGGAUGAGAGCAGGCCCCGAGCUCGCUAGGUCCACCUGGUCGGCACUUCCUGUUCCCAGAGGACUUCCUGUUUGUGUUGUGUGAUGUCGGUGACUUGUACAAAA
Molecule: messenger RNA, 488 nt
Organism: Cyclopterus lumpus (lumpfish)
Lineage: Eukaryota; Metazoa; Chordata; Actinopteri; Perciformes; Cyclopteridae
Product: C-C motif chemokine 13-like
Exons: 3
Coding region: 126-413 (95 amino acids)
Biological process (GO): monocyte chemotaxis; inflammatory response; chemokine-mediated signaling pathway
Cellular component (GO): extracellular region
Molecular function (GO): CCR chemokine receptor binding; chemokine activity
Source: RefSeq, a predicted model, not a curated record